AAAUGUGAACCACGAAUAGGAGGAAAAGAAAAGAAAAAAGAAGUGGCGAAAUUCGCUCGCAUGGCGAUGAAAAGCUGAGGCAUUACCCUUCUCUGUGUGUCCACCCAAAUGGCUGCUACUCCCGUCUCUCCUCCAUUCCUCACUUCUGUUUCUUCUUCCACCUACUCGGGAAGGCACUCUCCUCUGUUUUUCCCCACCUCUGAUUGAGAUUGAAACUUUAUCUUCCAGUUUCGUCUCCUUCGUUGCCAGAAAUGGAUUCCGAUUUCUGGACCUCCCGCCUCGCCGCCGCCAAACGCCACUAUAUGUUGCAGCAUCAUCAUCAAACCUCCAACUUAGAUCUGUUGGGAAUCGAUGAUUUGGAGAUGGACGAUGACGCUCGCCCCCAUUUUUCAUGUCCUUUUUGCUAUGAGAAUUUUGACGUUAUGUCCCUUUGUUCGCAUCUGGAAGACGAGCACUCUUGCGAGACAAGAGUCACGGUUUGUCCCAUUUGCUCGGUUAAAGUCACGGGGGACUUGUUGAGCCAUAUAACAUUGCACCAUGGACACUUGUUCAAGCUUCAGAGAGGCUGCAGGUUGCGUAAGAUUGCCAUCCCCAGCAGUCAGGCAUUGUCUCUCUUGAGCCGGGACCUUCGCGAGGCCCAUCUGCAGCUGCUUCUGGGGAGCAGUGGUUACCGUACAAGCACCACUAAUGGGCCUAAUGCAGCUCAUGAUCCGUUUCUAUCCUCACUUAUUUUGAAUUAUCCUGCAUCUGAAGUUGAAGAUAUCUCGAAAUCCAUGCUAACCAGUGCCGAAGACACAUCUUCAGAGAAUGUGGCACCAUCACCUAUUUGGAAAUCAAGGUUUGAUCCUUCUUUGAGCCAGGAAGAGCGGGAUAAAAGAAUGAGACAAGCUAUUGGGAGAGCAGGCUUUAUGCGGGAUAUGCUUUUCUCAACUCUCUUAGAGGAUUAAUGAAAGCAAAUAAUGAACGACAAGAGGGGAGCAUUGUUAUGCUCAUUGGCGCUCGAAGGUCGGCCGGGCAGUACCAGCAGCCAGACUACACAACGCCAUACAAGGAGAAAUUUGGAUGGUCAACAACACAAACGUAAGAAUCUCCAAUUGGAUGGCAACUACUGGGGAUAGGCCUAGAGCUAGUUCGAAGGAAAUUACAAAUGCUGUUCUUUUAAAACCUUCUCCUUUCAUUGUGACACAACUAUGUUGAUGACCUAUCAUUUUGAAUUUAUUAUAGAGUGUGAUGAUGAAUUGGAUGUUGGUGUUAUAGUUGAGAUCAAAAGAUGCCAAUGUUCAUGGAAGGGAACAUUACACACA
This is a messenger RNA of Cucurbita maxima (winter squash), 1304 nucleotides long. RefSeq names its product protein DEHYDRATION-INDUCED 19 homolog 4-like. The transcript has 6 exons. Lineage: Eukaryota; Viridiplantae; Streptophyta; Magnoliopsida; Cucurbitales; Cucurbitaceae. The record is from RefSeq and is a predicted model, not a curated record. The coding region runs from base 252 to 947 and encodes 231 amino acids.